Sceloporus undulatus (fence lizard) is the source of this 2515-nucleotide messenger RNA. It is a transcript of the gene FBXO25, whose product is annotated as F-box protein 25. Gene Ontology annotation, biological process: protein ubiquitination. The transcript has 12 exons. Gene Ontology annotation, molecular function: protein binding. The coding region runs from base 248 to 1348 and encodes 366 amino acids. Gene Ontology annotation, cellular component: SCF ubiquitin ligase complex; nucleus; cytoplasm. The record is from RefSeq and is a predicted model, not a curated record. NCBI's taxonomy places the organism in Eukaryota, Metazoa, Chordata, Lepidosauria, Squamata, Phrynosomatidae.
GGCUGCUUCCGUCAAUAACAACAACGCCUUGGAGACUGGGGUCAGGCUAGAGGACCUUAGGGACAGAAGAAGGCAGGGAGGAGGAGGAAGACCUUGCCUGGACGGGGCUGGCAGAGGCCUCUCUUCGAGGUAAUAAAACAUAAAUGUCUGCGCAAACAGCAGGGUUCAUUUAAAGAAGAGGUAUAUAAAAGCCCAGUACAAGAACAUAGCCACAAGUGGCAUUGAACGCCCGUCCUUAAAGGAAACCAUGCCUUUUUUGGGCCAGGACUGGCGGUCUCCAGGAUGGAGGUGGAUUAAAACAGAAGAUGGUUGGAAGCGAUGUGAGCCUUGUGGCUCAGAACUUGAGGAGGAGAACAAUCGGCUUAACGACAUCAGUCAUGCUGUCAUCUUGGAUAAUGAUGAAGAAAUAUAUAAUGCUGACUGUGAAUUUACAACCAAGAAAAGGAAAAAGGAUCACUUUAGAAGCAAUGCAAAAUCUCAGUAUUUCUAUGGUGAGAAAUGGAUAUAUGUCCAUAAAGAAAGUACCAAAGAAAGGCAUGGCUAUUGCACUUUAGGAGAAGCUUUCAAUCGCUUAGACUUUUCAAGUGCAAUUCAGGACAUCAGAAGAUUCAAUUACGUGGUUAAACUUUUGCAAUUAAUAGCCAAAUCCCAGUUGACUUCAUUGAGUGGUGCAGCUCAAAAGAACUAUUUCAACAUCUUGGACAAAAUUGUUCAAAAAGUUCUAGAAGACCAGUACAACCCACGUCUCAUCAAAGACCUCCUUCAGGACCUGAGUUCUACACUCUGCGUGUUGAUAAGAGGUGUAGGGAAGUCUGUGCUGGUAGGAAACAUCAAUAUUUGGAUUUCCCGAUUGGAAACUAUCCUUUUGUGGCAGCAGCAGCUCAGUAAUCUUCAGAUGACCAAGCAGGUCAACAAUGGACUUACACUCAGUGAUCUUCCUUUGCACAUGCUGAACAACAUUUUAUAUAGAUUUUCAGAUGGUUGGGACAUUAUUACUUUGGGCCAAGUGACUCCCACUUUGUAUAUGCUCAGUGAAGACAGACAGUUGUGGAAAAAACUCUGCCAGUACCAUUUUGCAGAAAAGCAGUUCUGUAGGCAUCUUAUUCUGUCAGAAAAAGGUCAUAUUGACUGGAAGCUGAUGUACUUCGCACUUCAGAAAUGUUAUCCUAUAAAGGAGCAGUAUGGAGACACCUUACAUUUUUGUCGGCACUGCAGCAUUCUUUUCUGGAAGGACUACCAUCUUGCUUUGUUACUAAAGGAUACAGGACAUCCCUGCACAGCCAAUGAUCCCAACAGCUGUUUCAUGCCAGUAUCUCCUCAGCACUUCAUAGACCUCUUCAAAUUUUAAGUGUAAUCCAUUUUUUUUGUUUGUUCUUCACUUUCUCUCCUUUUUUUUGCAUUGUCAUGCACUUAUAUGUAUACUGCUUCUUGUGCAAUAUUUCUGUGAGUGUGCUUUGUAGUUAAAAAGGGACAUAAUGGGAUCAAGAGGAGAGAAAGAAUAUUGACAAGAGCAUCACAUUAAGAAGUUAAGUUUGUAGGAAGAAAACUGAAGGAAAAUUCUGUUUGCAAGGAAAGAUAUAACAUGGAGGGGGUGAUCUCAACAGAAUGGAUAAUUGAGGUUUGUCAAGCUUUGGAACUUUUAUCAAGUGAUUUAUGAAUGAUUUGUCAUCUUGUUAGGGGCUGUCAUGGAUUUUGAGUUAGGAGAAGUCGGCUGUUCAUUUAGGAGACCAAAAAUGGAUUGAGUCCUUGUCUUUUUGCUUCCUUUUUCAAAUGUAUGCAGUUGGCACGUCUUAUAAAUAUUCAGAGGAUACUUUUUGGGCUUCUUUGUACAUAUUGUGUUGGCUGUGAGUGUUGCACGUUGGUAAAACAUAGUUGUGCAGACCUGUUGUGCAUCCUCUAAUGAAAGAAGCCAACUCCAUUUUGUAAAUACCUUUUGCAGAUUAUUUAUUUUCUUACAAUCUAUUUUGUUAAUUAUGUCACACCUAUCUAAUUGUAUCCUAAAAAAAAUGUGAGCUGCUGGUUGUGGCUGCUGAAGUGCGAUGGAGUUUUCAGAUGGUCAUCCCAUGGAUUUAUAUGGUGUGUGUGUGUAUCCUCUGAGUGAUCUGCUGUUAGUCUUCACUGCCACCAGGCUCCUAAAAAUAUCUUACUGAGCUUUAACAGAGAAAAUAAGAAGCAUAUUGCAAGAUUCUUACUGCAAAGUCCUACAUGGUACUGGUUAAGUUUCUGCUACAGGAACUCUUAGUUCACUUUGGAGGAGAUUAAAUUGGACUGAAGCGGCAAGAACUAUCUUGGAAGCUGCUGUUUUGUUGUGCAAAUUUGCAGAAGAGGAAUAAAGCAAGUAAGUGUACGGCAAACUCAGAAUGAUUGGUAGUGUGUUCUUGAUGUCUUAAACCAUAUUUUCAAUGUAAUAUUGUAUACAGAUUAAUACAGACCUUACAUUGUAUACCGCAGUGUGUUUUGAAUCUAGUUUUGAAUCUAGUUUUGUAUACAAAUAAAUCAUGUUUUUGCCUUUUAA